GUUAGGCAAAUCCGACACGUGCACAGAACAGCUGUGCGCAAUGCCAGUGGGUCCUUGUUUGUGCACAGAGACAGUCCUGAAAACAAUCCAGAUACUCCCUUUGAGUUUACACCUGAAAACCAGAAGCGAAUAGAAGCAAUCAUAAACAACUACCCAGAAGGGCACAAAUCUGGGGCUGUGAUGGCAAUACUAGAUCUGGCCCAAAGACAACAUGGAUGGUUGCCCAUAUCGGCUAUGAACAAGGUUGCUGAAGUUUUAGAAAUGCCUCCCAUGAGAGUGUAUGAAGUAGCAACCUUUUAUACGAUGUAUAAUCGCAAACCAGUCGGGAAAUACCAUAUUCAGGUCUGCACUACCACGCCUUGCAUGCUGAGAGACUCUGAUAGUAUUUUAGAAGCCAUUCAGAAGAAACUUGGUAUAAAAGUUGGGGAAACAACACCUGAUAAGCUCUUCACACUGAUAGAAGUGGAAUGUUUAGGUGCUUGUGUAAAUGCCCCAAUGGUACAAAUAAAUGACAAUUAUUAUGAAGAUUUGACACCUAAAGAUAUUGAAGAGAUAAUUGAUGAACUAAAGGCUGGCAGAGUUCCCAAACCUGGUCCAAGGAGUGGACGUUUUUCUUGUGAGCCAGCUGGUGGCCUGACUUCGCUGACUGAACCACCCAAAGGACCAGGGUUUGGAGUUCGAGCUGACCUCUAAGAAUUUUUUUUUAAUAUAUGAUAAACUCUGAAAAUAAUAAAGCAACUUUAAUCUCAGUAAA
Molecule: messenger RNA, 754 nt
Organism: Nothoprocta perdicaria
Lineage: Eukaryota; Metazoa; Chordata; Aves; Tinamiformes; Tinamidae
Gene: NDUFV2
Product: NADH:ubiquinone oxidoreductase core subunit V2
Exons: 7
Biological process (GO): mitochondrial electron transport, NADH to ubiquinone
Molecular function (GO): NADH dehydrogenase activity
Source: RefSeq, a predicted model, not a curated record